This is a messenger RNA of Polychytrium aggregatum, 751 nucleotides long. RefSeq lists its product as uncharacterized. The coding region runs from base 34 to 726 and encodes 230 amino acids. The transcript has a single exon. The record is from RefSeq and is a predicted model, not a curated record. Lineage: Eukaryota; Fungi; Chytridiomycota; Chytridiomycetes; Polychytriales.
UUCUCGUCCGUGCUGAUUCUGGCCGCACUGGCCAUGUUCUCAAUGCGACGGCUCGGCUCGAUGGCCGGCGCAACCAAUUCUAUCUGCUGUGAUUGUCCACCGCACCGCCGACAUGGACACAACCGAACACAAUAUCGCUCGCAUGUGCUUGAUGCAUACUCAACCCUGCAACGUGCGGCACAUCGCAUCGCAUCGCGCAACACAUCUCCCACACACCAAAUCACAUCACACCACAUCACAUCUCACACCAUGCCACGUUUGACGAACUGGAUCCAAUCUCCAUCCGCCCAAUCCUCGCAUCUUGGUCGCGAUCGACGGGGCUGGAUCUGGAACAACAUGCUGGCACUCGACGGUGCGCUGUGGCGUCCGAACCCGAACCUGGCUGAUGUCUGUGACUGGAUCGACUUGGUGGCGGCUCGUCGGCAACGGCGGUCGGCAACGGCGGUCGGCAAUCAACAUCCUGCGGCCGACAGCGAGGAAAGCGGUGUCGGUGGGCAGUGUCUGGCGACGGCAAUCAGCCAGCCAUUCACAUCGUACGGCUGGAAGCAGUUCCCCGGAAUGCAGCGUGAGUACCCAUGGAUGCUCAACAGUCUGGUGUCUCCAAACGAGUCUCUCGGUGCGAGUCUGCAGCCUGGCUGCUGGUUGCUGUGGUUGUGGUUGUGGCUAUGGUUUUGGUUGAGACUGUGCACUGGCUGUGGUGCAGGAGCACUGCGAAGGUGUCGGUGACAUUGGUCUGGUCUGGUCUGGUCCU